AUGGGAGAUAAUUCGGGAAUCCUGGAAGGUGUUAAUCGUCUGACUAUUCUGGAGGAGGAGGAAGAUGUGUUGGAUUAUUCAGCGGAGGCUAAUGUGAGGGAGGCGGAGACUUCAGGUUGGCUGGUUGGCAGAUUCUUAACUGACAAAAUUGUUAAUCUCAUAGCAAUGAGACAGAUGAUGGCUUUCGUUUGGAAGCCGGUUAGAGGAGUUAAGGUGUCGGAGAUAAAACCAAACUUGUUUUUAUUUCAGUUCUUUCAUGAGUUAGACCUGGCGAGAGUGGUUAAUGAGGGACCUUGGACGUUUGAACAUCACCUGUUCUUAUGUCAGGAGGUCAAGCGAGGGGCAAUAGUGGAGGAUAUGGAACUUUGGCAUGCAGAUUUAUGGGUUCAUGUGGUUGAUAUUCCCCUGGGAUAUGCGUCGGAAAAGUUGGCCCAAGAUGCUGGGAAGGUGCUUGGUGGAUUCAUUACGCAGGAUUUCAAUCCUGGCAAGACUGUGGGGGCUAAUACUUUACGAGUAAGGGUGAGAGUUGAUAUUCGUAAACCAUUGAAGAGGCGUAUGAAGUUUAAGCGUGGUCCAAAUGAGUGGAGCUGGCUCAAUUUUCAGUACGAACGUAUCCCGAUGUUUUGUUUCUACUGUGGUGUGCUAGGGCACUCAGAAAAAUAUUGUGAGAAGUAUUUUGAUAAUCCAAUACCUAGGGAGCAGCUGCCGUAUGGAGUAGAGAUGCGUUUUAAUCCGAAGAAAGUUGAUUCGAAGCUAGGGGAUAGGUGGUUGCGAGAUGAUAGUCCAGUUAGGGUUUCUAAGGUACAAGACGAUGAUGACGUGGAAGCCCUUAAUGGAAAGAUUACGGGAAAUCUGUCUAUCCAGAAUUCAAAUUUAAAUUUUGGAAAGGGCGGUGAAUACAGGAGUGAUUUGUGUGGAGGUUAUGGGAAGGAUAAUGGAAAUUGGAAGGUGACCAGCUCAAAUAAGCAACAGAUCCCUUAUUCUAAGGGAUUUGAUGAUACUCAGAUAUUAAACGUUGAGGAUGUGGUAGUUGCGGAUGCCAAAAGAAAAAGAAGUAAUAAAGGGGAUGGUUUAUUGGCAUUGGAUAUUGGGCCUAGCUUUCAUAAUUCAGAUAUGAUGAUAGACUCAACAAGUGACAGACCGGUGGGCCCUGGGUUCCAGGCCCGCCCAGCACAAUGA
Mercurialis annua (annual mercury) is the source of this 1179-nucleotide messenger RNA. RefSeq lists its product as uncharacterized. The record is from RefSeq and is a predicted model, not a curated record. NCBI's taxonomy places the organism in Eukaryota, Viridiplantae, Streptophyta, Magnoliopsida, Malpighiales, Euphorbiaceae. The transcript has a single exon. Bases 1 to 1179 code for a protein of 392 amino acids.